Molecule: messenger RNA, 675 nt
Organism: Vitrella brassicaformis
Lineage: Eukaryota; Vitrellaceae
Source: the annotation of a GenBank genome assembly
CUUCGUCCAGAGCGAGAUGAGGUCAAAUAUCUUUCUUGUCACGCGGCGUUUGCCCUUCCUGGCACCACGGCCCUUUUCGUCGCUCCGCGUGCGAUUCGAGGCUGCGGUGGUGCCGAAAGUGAGAGCCACAGCAGCCCUCCUCUGCCCCGCAGACCACCAAUGGCACAAGAGCAGCAGCAGGCAGAGGAGCAGCGAUGAGGACUCGAGUCGGCAGGUGCUGAUGACGGCGUUGGCCAUGACGGGUGUGUUCUACGUGGGUAUGGAGGAGACGAGGAAGCGCCGGCGGCAGGCAGCCCACUGCAUCAUGGCCACGCCGCACCGUGAGAUCACCAUGCACAGCAAGGACGAACCCAAGCUCAAACACACCGACACCGCCUGGAAGCUCUUCAUGGUGAGGGUCACAUGGCAGCCAGAGAGGGAGGGAGGGAGGGAGGGAGGGAGGCUCACAUCCGCGCAGCAGAGGUCUGUGUGGACACACGUGUGUGCGUGUGUGUGUGCAGCGUCAGAGCUGGUUCAACUGGAUCUGCGGUGUGUUCUGGCUGACGUGGAGCACCAUCGUGUGCGUGACGUGUGUCGGCAUUAUCCUCUUCCAGCUGUGGCACUUCGACUCCAACAGAGCACUCUGAGGCCACACAUAGACAGACAGACAGACAGAUCCGAUGAUGCAACGCGGCA